ACAGCCUGUCGCUAUGGACAAGCAAGAUGAACUUCUGAAAGAGGCAGAGACACUGGCUCGCUAUAUGUCAGGAUAUCAACAUGAGCUCCCACCCAAUAUAAGCAAAACAUCACCAGCUCCAGAGGAAGCCAGGGAAGAGUUGUUGCAACAGUGUGAAGCGAUAUGGAAACAAAUGGAAGAGUGCCAAAGCAAACUGACAAUGUCGGGACCAGAAACGCUGCCUGAGACAGAUGUGCAGCUGUACUUGCUGAUGAUGCAAGUGAAAGCCCUCACUGCUGAAUAUGAACAGUGGCAGAAGAGAACACCUGAAAUAAUAUCUGACAACCAAGAUGUUCUGGGGAAAGAAGAGUUAGAGAAAAUAGCCCGAGAGCUUGAGAUGGUCCUUUCAUCAGUCCAAGCAAAGAACAAGAAACUGAAGAAAGACCUGGAGAAAAAUGCAGGGAAGACCACCCAACCUGAAUUGUUUGACAUGUUUAAUGCCUGUAAACGACAUACAGCUGCACAACAGAACUACCUAGAGCAAAACUGGUUGGAUGGUCAACAGAAAAUAGUUGAUGCUCUUACCUCCAGACAAGAUGAGCUGAAAAACCAACUUACUGCAUUUUCAGAGAAAAGGGUUUAUCAAGACAUUGCAGGUAAACUUUAUAAGGUGAGAGCUCACAAAGAGGAACUCUUAUCAGCACUGGGGGAUUUUCUAGAGGAGCAUUUUCCCCUUCCUCAAGAACAGGAGAACCAAAGUAAAAAGAAAAAGGGCCAAUCUGGGAAGAAAUCUGUCCAGCUGAUGACGUUGCAUGAAAUUUUAGAGAUCCUCAUAAACAAACUGAUGACCACGCCACAUGAUCCUUAUCUUGUCCUCAAACCACAUCACUGGCCUCCUUACAUUGAAAUGCUCUUGAGGUACGGCAUUGCCCUGAGACACCCAGAAGACACAAAGAGAAUCCGUUUAGAAGCUUUUCAUCAGUGA
Molecule: messenger RNA, 964 nt
Organism: Xenopus laevis (African clawed frog)
Lineage: Eukaryota; Metazoa; Chordata; Amphibia; Anura; Pipidae
Product: centromere protein K-like
Exons: 1
Coding region: 14-964 (316 amino acids)
Source: RefSeq, a predicted model, not a curated record